Molecule: messenger RNA, 1086 nt
Organism: Sparassis crispa
Lineage: Eukaryota; Fungi; Basidiomycota; Agaricomycetes; Polyporales; Sparassidaceae
Exons: 5
Coding region: 1-1086 (361 amino acids)
Source: RefSeq, a predicted model, not a curated record
AUGACCGCUAUUCCAUUAAAAGCCGGUCUGUACUACGAAGACAGCGGGUCACCGACAGGCUCUGCAGACUAUGCAACUCUAAUUUUGAUUCAUGGCACGAUUUUCCACGGCGCCAUAUUCCGACGUAUGUUUUCCUAUGCUGCUGCCUACAAUUUGCGCCUGGUCUUUGUCACUCUCCGCGAUUAUCCUGGCUCUACACCAUUUUCUACCGCAGAACUUGAUGUUUUGCAUGGUACGGAUGAAACUGCUCAAGCGACUUUUGUGCAAAAUCGAGGGCUUGAAAUCACCGCGUUUCUCUUGUGGUACAUACAGAAUCAUUCUAUUCCUCCGAUGUGCAUUGCGGAUCAUGUCAGCCAACGCUCUGUUGGGGGCUUAUCUGUUCUUGCGUGGUCCUCGGGAAAUAUGCUCCCGCUCUCGAUGCUCGCACAUCUAGACAAUUUGUCGGAUGAAGACCAGAAUUUGUUUAACGUGUACAUACGCACUCUCGUGUUGUUCGAUGCCCCCUUCCAAGUGUUCGGCAUAGCCUAUCCCUCCCUAGAGGAGCUCUACAACCCCCUGCGUGAUCAUUCCAUACCUGCAGAGAAAAAGGCAGAAAAAUUCGCAGAUUGGGUCUCUGGCUACUUCGCUCACUCGACCCAAAUCCUGUCCUCGCUCUCAUCGCUUUCUUUGCUCACCCGCGAAGAGCUCUUCUCCGGUCUCGCACAGACGCCCUUGUCAGAUCCACCGCCGGAGCAUCUGCCAACGAUCGCGCGCAUGUCCAGCGCCGAGAUAGAGGGGACCGCCGAUUACGCGGGUGCACCGCGUUCGCAUGUACACCUUGUUGAAAUCGCGCCUACAGUGUUUGCCACGAACCUGCGCGCCGCGCUCGGCGACGCGACAAGGUGGCCACACCUGCGCACCGUGAUAGUGUGGUGUGAUCAGAGCUUGAACGAAGUGGCGUUUGCUGCGUGGGAACUGGCGGGAAUGCUCAAAAGGUGGUCAGAUGUCAGGCGAAAGGUCGAGAUCAAGCGGAUGGUGGGAGCAAAUCAUUUUCCCCACUGGGAUCAACCGGAAGUCACCGUGAAGUUCCUUGCUGAUAUUAUCUAG